GUAAAUCUCGGCGCCAGACAUAAGGAGGUUCAUCAUAAUACACUUGCCCUAAAUAGGUCCAGAUGCCAAGAAUUGGCAAAUUAAUUCUUUGGUUUCCAUGGGUGGUGAAAAAGGAUCAUCAAGCUUCAGGAUCUCUCUAACCUUGAAGAAAGGGAAAAUGAAGAUAUUGUGAUACCACUUCAGAAGCAAAGCCUGAAGGUCUUCUGUGCUUUAGAAGUGGUGUUGCCCUCCCACGAGUGCUGGAGUCCUGGAGUUGGCAUGGCUGAGGAACCUUUGGAUAAGUUGGUGGAAGGUCCAUUAUUGUUCUUUAUGAAAAGGAAGGUAACCCAGAAGCUUGCUAUUCAGAAAGCUAUGACAGAUGCAUUCCAGAAAUUGCUGAUUGUGCUUUUAGAAAGUGGUAAAAGAGCUGUGGCAUAUAGACCCUGUGAAGAUGUCACAGAUGCUAGAACCGAAGAGGAACUACAGGAUUUAAUUCAAGUCAGCUACUUUUCUUGUCAGCCAUGUGGCCAAAGGGAGCAGGAAUGUCUCUCAGACUUCAGCUUUGAGGAGGAAGAGUUCAGAUUGCCAGAACUGGCCUAGCACUUUUGAAUUUCCCAGAA
Messenger RNA from Aethalodelphis obliquidens (Pacific white-sided dolphin), 599 nucleotides. RefSeq names its product RAD52 motif-containing protein 1-like. Gene Ontology annotation, cellular component: nucleolus. The record is from RefSeq and is a predicted model, not a curated record. The annotation marks the transcript as partial. Lineage: Eukaryota; Metazoa; Chordata; Mammalia; Artiodactyla; Delphinidae. The transcript is spliced from 5 exons.